CCCCGUACGAGCGUUUGAUUCUAACUCAAAUAAGGCUCACAUAUGAUAGGAUGACCUCGCUGGGGUGGCCAUCACGCAUAUCUACAAGCCAAGCAUUCCGUCCCACCAAUAUCCCUUGCCGAAUACUCGAUUAUCAUUUAGAAAGCUCCACCGACCCGGACACCAAGGUAGUCAAAAAGCAAUUAGGGGCGACUAGAACACAUCUUCGUUCCAGUGAUCCAGUAUCUGACGGCCAUUCCAUAAUGGAAAAUGGCCAUUGCUCCUGCCAACAAGGAUUGUCCAGGCCACCACCAGGGCAUGAUGGGGCCUCUGUGAGGCUGAGAAAGAGAGUAAAUUCAGAUCAAAAGGGUACUAAAGAAUCUCUCCGCCACAAACAGAAUGACACAAACCAGACGAAAAGAGACAACGAAGAUAUGUUAAAUAGAAAAGACUCUCUGCUCAAACAACUCGAUAAAAUGCAUCAACGGACGAGAACCAAGUCAGGUUUCAGUUUAGAUUCUCGUAUCACUAUACCCUCCAAACGAAGUGCUGUCAACAUCAAGGAACCGGAUGAGAUUUCUUCUCCCAUCAGUUCUUUCUCUUCCCAAAAGAAUGACAGACCAGCCGUCUAUGGUGUAGAUGACUACUCUGAUCACGAGAUGGAAGAAGCAAUGGCAUCGUUACCCAUUCCGACACUUACAGGCCGCGCCUCUCAUACGGCAUCUCGUGUGCUCAAGCGUGAUAUACCGGAAUACUCUGACAAUGAACGGCCUCGAAAGAAGCUCAAAAUUUCACUUGAUGAAAAACGGGAUGCCGAGAGGCCUCCCAUCAAGCGCAUCAAUUCGGAAAUCAUCGAGAUUGAUCCCACAGAUUCCUCCGCAAGUUCUACUCAGGUGAAUCGUGAUGAGAUCCAGCGUACUAACGAUUUCAAUUCGAGACGCGAUACCUCUCAACAUCAUGAUUUUAAUUUGGCCCCAUCACCUCUCUCAGUACCUGGUUCGACACCUGAUAAGAAUGAUCGCAACAGGAUCCCUUCACGCCCUUGGAAGGCAAACCUUGGCGAAAGUCCGAAUAAAGGCCAGGCGGAACCAGUGAACUAUGAUGACUUCGAACUUGACCUAAACUUGUUCGAAGGUGGAGAAGAUGCAAUCGGUCAAAGCAAUCCUGAAGGAAAAUACUCCAAAAAAGGAGAUUAUCAGAUCGACUCGGGAAGGAACACAGAAUUAGAGUCAAAAACGAUCGUCUCCGCACUACCCAUCAUUGGAAGGCAGACAACAGAAGACAUCUCGCCAGCUAAAGUCAACUCUGAUGACCAACAGAUUCGGCUUUUUGGAGAUAUGAGUUUUGAUGAAUUUUUUAGUGGGAUUGAAAUUGUGUAA
Molecule: messenger RNA, 1358 nt
Organism: Acaulospora colombiana
Lineage: Eukaryota; Fungi; Glomeromycota; Glomeromycetes; Diversisporales; Acaulosporaceae
Source: the annotation of a GenBank genome assembly